AUGACUCUGCCCCACAGCCCUGGAAAUGGUGGGGGGCCCCAGCCCCCCCAAGUAGUGGAGGUCCACAGGCUGGAACACCGCCAGGAAGAGGAGCAGAAGGAGCAGCGGCAGCACAGUCUGCACAUGGGUUCCUCGGUGCGGAAGCGGACCUUCCGCAGCAGUGAGGAAGAGUAUCAGUUCAGCUCUGCAGACUAUGCCCUCGCAGCUGCCCUGGCUCUGACGGCCUCCUCAGAGACAUCUUGGGAGGCCCAGCUGAGGCGCCGGACCUCCACCGUGGAACUGGUGGAGCGAGGGCAGAAGCGGGUGGGCUUCGGCAACGACUUGGAGAGGCUGGAGCUUGCCUAUCUGCGGACCCAAUGGCUGCUGCGUCAGAGGCGGGACCGGAAGGCACUAAGGCAGCGGACAGAGGAGAAAGUCCGCGAGGCCAAGGAGCUGAGGGAGCUGUGUUCCGGCCGGGGGCCCUGGUUCUGGAUACCCCUUCGCUCCCACGCCGUCUGGGAGCGCGCCACAGUCCUGCUGACCUGUACUGUCCAGGCCUCGCCUCCACCCCAGGUCACCUGGUACAAAAAUGACACGCAGAUCGAUCUCCGCCUCUUCCCCGCUGGAAAGUACCGAAUCACUAACAACUAUGGGCUACUGACCCUGGAGAUUAGAAGAUGCACCAUGGAGGAUGCAGCCACCUACAGGGUGAUGGUGAAGAAUGCCUUCGGCCAGGCCUCCUCCUUCGCCAAAGUCCUUGUCCGCACUUACCUGGGGAAAGAUGCUGGCUUCGAUUCGGAGUUCUUUAAAAGACUGAUGUUUGGUCCCAGCGUGGAGUUCACAUCGGAGCUGAAGCCAGUCUUUGCCCAUGAGAAGGAGCCCUUCUCCCUGACCUGUGUAUUUUCGGAAGAUGUGUUAGAUGCUGAGCAGAACAUCCAGUGGUUCCGAGACGGGAGGCUCCUGAGGUCCUCAGAACACAGGCAGACCCUCUAUGCAGACCGGCAGGCAUCUCUGAAGGUGUCCUGCGCCUACAAGGAGGACGAGGGGCUCUACACGGUCCAGGUGUCUUCACCCUUCGGGCUCCGGGAGCAGAGUGCCUAUGUGUUUGUAAAAGAUGCUGCAGCUGAGAAGCUGGGGGCCCCAGGUUCCCCACUAAACGUCCGAUGCCUGGAUGUGAACAGAGACUGCCUCAUCCUGACCUGGACCCCACCCAGUGACACCCGGGGCAGCCCCAUCACCGGCUACUCCAUUGAGCUGUGCCAGGGCGAGUCUGAACAAUGGGUGCCCUGCCAUGAGGCCCCCGGCGGGACCUGUCGGUGCCCAAUCCAAGGCCUCAUCAAAGGUCAGAGCUAUCGAUUCCGGGUGAGAGCCCUCAACAAGGCAGGCAGCAGCGUCCCCUCCAAGGCCUCAGAGCCAGUUGUCAUGGGUGACCAUGUUGAAGCCCAGAGGAAGAUAGAGAUCCCCUUUGAUCUGGGAAACAAGAUCACGGUCAGCACAGAUGAUUUUGAAGACUUUGUGACCAUCCCUUCACCCCCGACCAAUGUCCACGCCAGUGAGAUCCGUGAAGUCUACGCAGUUCUGGGCUGGGAGGAACCAAGACCCCGGGGCAAAGCCCCACUGACAUACUCCCUGGAGAAGUCAGUCAUAGGUAGCGGCACCUGGGAGGCCAUCAGCACAGAAACUCCUGUGAAAUCCCCGAGAUUCGCCCUUUUGGAUCUGGAGAAAGGGAAGUCUUAUGUCUUCAGAGUACGAGCGAUGAACCAAUAUGGCAUGAGCGACCCCUCGGAGCCCAGCGAACCCAUCGCCUUGAGGGGGAAGCCAGCUACUCUCCCUCCUCCAGCUCAAGUUCAAGCUUUCCGAGACACACAGACCUCUGUCUCCCUGACCUGGGAUGCUGUGAAAGAAAGCCCAGAGCUCCUGGGUUAUUACAUCUACUCCCGGGAGGCAGGAUCAUCUGAGUGGCAAACCGUUAACAACAAACCCAUCCAGGACAAUAAGUUUACAGUUCCUGGGCUGAGGACGGGGAAGGAGUACGAGUUUUGCAUCAGGUCAGUCAGCGAGGCCGGGGUAGGUGAGAGCUCAGCCGCCACCGAACCCAUCAGGGUCAAGCAGGCUCUGGCUAUACCAUCUGCUCCCUAUGAUUUUAUCCUCCUAAACUGUGGGAAAAAUGAUAUGGUCAUUGGGUGGAAACCCCCCAAAUGCCGUGGAGGUGGCAAGAUCCUGGGGUACUUCCUGGACCAGCACGACUCGGAGGAGCUGGACUGGCACCCAGUCAACCAGCAGCCCAUCCCCACCCAGGUCUGCAAGGUCAGUAACCUUCGUGAAGGCCACUUCUAUGAGUUCCGUGCCCGGGCAGCAAACUGGGCAGGUGUUGGCGAGCUAUCAGCACCCAGCAGCCUGUUUGAGUGCAAAGAGUGGACGAUGCCACAACCAGGUCCCCCAUAUGACGUGCAGGCAUUCGAGGUGCGGGCCACCUCCCUGAUGCUGAAGUGGGAGCUCCCACUGUAUACAGGAGCUGGGCCAGUCACAGGCUACCUCAUCAGUUUCCGGGAGGAAGGCUCUGAGCAGUGGGAGCCAGUCACCCCAGGCCCUGUCUCUGGCACCCACCUGAGGAUUUCGGACUUGCAGCCGGGGAAGAGCUAUGUGUUCCAGGUGCAGGCCGUGAAUUCAGCUGGUCUGGGGCAACCGUCCAUGCCCACUGACCCCAUACUCCUGGAGGACAAGCCAGAUGCCCCGGAGAUCCAGGUUGGUGUGGAUGAAGACGGCUUUAUCUACUUGGCUUUCGAAGCCCCUGAGGCCCCUGACUCCUCAGAGUUUCAGUGGUCCAAGGACUACAAGGGCCCGCUGGACCCCCAGAGGGUCAGGAUCAAGGAGGAAGUUAACAAGUCCAAGGUCAUCCUGAAAGAACCUGGUCUCGAGGAUUUGGGCACCUACUCAGUGGUGGUCACCGAUGCGGAUGAAGACAUCUCAGCGAGCCACACGCUGACCGAGGAAGAGCUGGACAAGCUGAAGAAGUUAAGCCAUGAGGUCAGAAACCCAGUGAUCAAGCUGAUCUCCGGCUGGAACGUUGACAUCCUCGAUCGAGGAGAGGUGCGGCUUUGGCUGGAAGUGGAAAAGUUAUCUCCUGCCGCUGAGCUGCAUCUCAUCUUCAACGACAAGGAGAUCUUCAGCUCACCGAACCGCAAAAUCAAUUUUGAACGAGAGAAGGGCCUGGUGGAAGUGAUCAUCGAGACCUUGGCUGAGGAGGACAAAGGGUCGUACACUGCUCAGCUCCAAGACGGGAAAGCCAAAAACCAGAUCACCCUGGCGCUGGUGGAUGACGAUUUUGACAAACUUCUGAGGAAGGCGGAUGCUAAGAGAAGAGACUGGAAGAGGAAACAGGGUCCCUAUUUCGAGGAGCUCUUGCAGUGGAAGGUCACGGAGGACUGCCAAGUGCUGCUGACGUGCAAGGUGACCAACACAAAGAAGGAAACAUGUUUCCAGUGGUUCUUCCAGAAGAAAGAGAUACCAGAUGGUCAGUAUGACUCGCAGACUGGAGCAGGGCUUUUCUGCAUCGAAGAGCUGUCCAAAGAGGACAUGGGAACUUAUAGAGCAGUGGUUUCUGAUGACCGUGGGUUGGAUGACACCAUACUGGACCUCACAGGAGAAGCCCUGGAUGCCGUCUUCAAUGAGCUGGGCAAGAUUGGCGCCCUCUCUGCGACCCCAUUGAAAAUCCAAGGGACUGAAGAGGGCAUCCGGAUCUUCAGCAAGGUCAAGUACUACAAUGUGGAGUACAUGAAAACCACCUGGUUCCACAAAGAGAAACGCCUGGAGAGCAGUGAUCGAGUGAGGGCUGGCACCACCCUGGAUGAGAUCUGGCUCCACAUCUUGGAUCCCAAAGACUCAGACAAGGGCCGGUACACCCUGGAGAUAGCUGCCGGGAAGGAAGUCCGGCAGCUCUCAGCCGAUCUCUCCGGGCAAGCUUUUGACGACGCCAUGGCUGAGCACCAGAGACUGAAAGCCUUGGCCAUCAUCGAGAAGAAUCGUGCCAAAGUGGUGAGGGGCCUGCCAGACGUGGCCACAAUCAUGGAAGAUAAGUCCCUGUGCCUCACCUGCAUCAUCUCAGGAGACCCCACCCCUGAAAUCUUCUGGCUGAAGAAUGACCAGCCUGUCACCUUCCUUGACCGCUAUCACAUGGAGGUGAGGGGGUCAGAGGUCACUAUCACCAUCGACAAGGUCAACAGUGAGGACAGCGGGCGCUAUGGAGUCUUUGUCAAGAACAAGUAUGGCUCCGAGACGGGCCAGGUCACUAUCAGCGUGUUCAAGCACGGGGAGGAGCCCAAGGUGCUGCAGAUGUGAUGGGCAUGUUUAGGCACAGCCUGAGGUCUAGUCUGCAUGGACCAGUAGGGUCAACCAGUGGAUCACAGGCCCAGGAGGCAGGGCAGGGGGGAAGGGACAGGGUAGAACUUGGGACACAGGGGUGGGAUGGAGUGGACAUGCCAAAGUGGAACAGCAAAGACCUUGCUGGGGUCUCGAGAGCCCUCGGGAUGGUGGGAUCAGCACGGGACUUGGAAUGGGAGACCCAGGUACAAGACCCAGUUUCGGUUCUACACUCUCCUUUCUUUCUUAUCUAUCAAAUUCCUACUCGUAGGGAUUGUUUAUGAAAACCCUUUAUAAACCAUAUACCAGUGGUUCUCAACAGCAGGCAAUUUUGUCCCCCAUGGGACAUUUGGCAAUCUAAAUUUUGGGUUAUCACAACUGGCGGUGUCUCCUGGCAUCUAGUAGGUAGAGGCCAGGGUUCCUGCUAAACACCACAGCUCCCCACCACGAAAUAUCCAACCCAAAUGUCAAUAGUGCCGAGAUUGGUUAGCCCUACCAUAAACUGGUAUAUCACAACAUCCCUCUCUCAGGAUAUUGUAUUAUCCAUUCAUGUAAGUUCAACAAACAUUCAUUGGAAGUCGAGCAUGGGCCAGGCUGAGGAUGGCAUUGGGAGCACACAGAUAAAUAAUAUGCAGUCCCACCCUCGAGGAGGCCGCAGCCCAUUGGGAGAGUCAAACCAGGGUGCAAAUGACUCCAGGGCAAGGCAGAUGACAAGGAUUAUAACACAGGUCCCAAUAAGGUGCCACUAGUGGUCAGAGGAGAGCAACAGAUGUUUGUCCCAAUUGGGGAAAGUGGGCUUUGAAACACCUUCACAGAACUUGCAGAGUUGGUGUUGGAGCAUGAAAAAUGAUUUUGAUUUGGCGAUGGUUAUAGGAGGAGAACAUUUCAGGGGUGGGGCAUUGUGAGAGCCAAGGUGAGGAGGUGCAGUGACACUGCCUUGGUGGCCUUGGUGGCUUUGGAUGAGAGUUGGAUGACUUUCAGGACUUCUCCCAGCUCAGGGCCUCUGCCUUGUGUGUCAGAUACAGGCUGGCCUUGCUUGAUGGGCCUCAAUUAGGAGCUGGGCAUUUCACCACCCUCCAAUUUCCUUCUAUUUAAAAAUAAGAUUUGCAGUAGGGGUGGGGGCUUAUAAAGCUAUAGAUGUUUGUUGUAAAAUUUUGGAAACCCCUGAAAAUGAUAAAGGAGAAAAUAAAAAUCACCUACUCAUAUACUUUCAA
Molecule: messenger RNA, 5552 nt
Organism: Hipposideros armiger (great roundleaf bat)
Lineage: Eukaryota; Metazoa; Chordata; Mammalia; Chiroptera; Hipposideridae
Gene: MYOM3
Product: myomesin 3
Exons: 36
Coding region: 1-4317 (1438 amino acids)
Molecular function (GO): protein binding
Source: RefSeq, a predicted model, not a curated record